Messenger RNA from Aplosporella prunicola CBS 121167, 1682 nucleotides. RefSeq lists its product as uncharacterized. Lineage: Eukaryota; Fungi; Ascomycota; Dothideomycetes; Botryosphaeriales; Aplosporellaceae. The record is from RefSeq and is a predicted model, not a curated record. The transcript has a single exon. Bases 1 to 1437 code for a protein of 478 amino acids. Gene Ontology annotation, biological process: secondary metabolite biosynthetic process. Gene Ontology annotation, molecular function: acyltransferase activity, transferring groups other than amino-acyl groups.
AUGCACAUUGACAUUGUCAACACCGCUCGCCUCUUUCCCGCCUCACGUCAGGCCCGGCAAACGACCAAGCCGCUGUCCAUCCUCGACGCCACCGUCCUGAAUUUCACUCCCGCCGAGACUGUCCUCGUCUACGAUGAGUCUACUCCCACGCCUGUCGUCGUGCGCGCUCUUGAGCGGGUGCUAGACAGCUACCCGCAGUGGAGCGGGCGUUUGCACCAGCUGCCUUAUGACGGCGCCACCCGCCGCCAUGGCCGCCUGGCGUUGACAUGGGGCACCGCCGAUGACCCGGGAGUCAUCUUCGCUGAGGCUCGCACCGAUGCGACGCUGGCCAGCCUGGUGCCCGCCGAGCGUGAGCGCGACUGGGACGCCUCAGCCUUCCCCGCGGCGAAGCUGGUCCCGGACACGCCCGUAUCGACGUCGAACCUCGACGAGGCGCUGCCCAGUGUCACCGUCCAGCUGACGAACUUUUCGUGCGGUGCCAUGGCCGUCGGCGUGCGCAUGGCUCAUCCGCUCGCCGAUGCGCAAACGUUGUCGAUUUUUUUGCGCCACUGGGCAGCUGCGACUGCUGACAUGAUCUCCGCCGCGCCCACUCCACUCUUCGACCCGUCUGCCCUCGAUUUUCGUGCACAAGCCGCAUCGCCGGAUACUCCCUCGCUGCCCUUCCAUCGCUACGAUUGGUGGAUCUCGAAGCCCGACUCGGUGCCUAACGAACUUCGCGAUGAGCCGCAUGAUCCGCCAGGCGAUGUUAUGCCCUGGGCCGAGUGGGACGUAGGAGGGCCCGUCUCGCACUACGUCCUACACUUCUCGGGCAUUGAGCUGGAGCGCCUCUGGAAGGCAACGGCCAAAGGCACCCAUCUCAGCCGUCUCGAUGCCCUGCUCGCCCACUUGUGGUCGCGUAUCAAUACAGCUCGUGGUUUGGAAGGCGAUGAUGGUGCCGUUCACCUCGACUACACACUAGGCUUGCGCGGGCGGGUUAAUCCGCCUUUGGAUGACGGUUUCGUUGGCUCCCCUCUCGUCAUGGCUGCUGUGUCUGCUUCAGGCCGCACCGUCUCUGCCGCGCCCGCCGAGGUUGCCCGCCUUAUCCGUUCCGCCGUCUCUUCCUUUACGCCGCAAGCUGUAGCUGGCCACCUCUUUAAAAAGCAGCAGGAGCAAUCGCCUCAGCGUAUUUGGCAGGCCUUUUUGGGAAGUCGCCACGUCCUGGUCACGUCGUGGAUCCACACGCACCUGUACGGCGUGCAGUUCAUCCCCGGCCACAUCCCGCGUUAUGUCGAGUGUGUCAUGCCAAAGUGCGAUGGCUUGUUGCAGAUCAUGGACGCGAGGCCAAAUCCCCACCUGGGUGAGAAGCGGCACUGGUCGGAUAAUGGCGUUGAUGUCCAGUUGCAUCUUACUAAAGCUACUAUGGAAAAGUUGCUAAUAGACCCGGGUCUUCGAGGGUAGGCGGCGUCCUGGGAGAGUUACAAAAACAAGAUAUGGCGGAAGGGAAUAUAGAAGCCUCUAACUUUCUCUGGGUACGUACUACUGUAAAUAAUUUAUUUAUCAGGAUCCCGCGGGUAUUCAAUCAGCACCCCUUCGUACAGAUAUGAAACACACUAGUAACGACACAGCUAUAUCGGUUCUCAGGAAAUAUGUCAAUUUCUUGCUCCAUUUGAGCCUACUGUCUUUCCCGGCUAUAGCUUGAGCUA